Yamadazyma jaroonii is the source of this 1533-nucleotide messenger RNA. The record is from the annotation of a GenBank genome assembly. Lineage: Eukaryota; Fungi; Ascomycota; Pichiomycetes; Serinales; Debaryomycetaceae.
AUGUCGAAAUUAUCAUAUUCAGGACGUUCGGUUAAUAAAGUUUAUAAUCAAGAAUUCGUCAUCGAUAAACGAUUCCAAAUAGUUAAAGAAUUAGGUCAUGGAGCUUAUGGAAUAGUUUGUUCGGCUAAAUAUCAAGAUGAUUCAACCAAAGAAGGUAAUUAUGUAGCUAUUAAGAAAAUCACUAAUAUUUUCAGUAAAAAAAUCUUAUGUAAAAGAUCAUUAAGAGAAUUAAAAUUAUUACAAUUCUUUCGAGGCCAUAAGAAUAUUACUUGUUUAUAUGAUUUAGAUAUAAUACCUAAUCCUAUGACAGGAGAAUUUAAUGAAGUUUAUCUUUAUGAAGAAUUAAUGGAAUGUGAUAUGCAUCAAAUUAUAAGAUCAGGUCAAACAUUAACUGAUCAACAUUAUCAAUCUUUUAUAUAUCAAGUAUUAUGUGGAUUAAAAUAUAUUCAUUCGGCCGAUGUUUUACAUAGAGAUUUAAAACCCGGAAAUUUAUUAGUAAAUGCUGAUUGUGAUUUAAAAAUUUGUGAUUUUGGUUUAGCAAGAGGAUUUUCUGAAAAUCCUAAUGAAAAUGCUGGAUUUAUGACUGAAUAUGUAGCCACAAGAUGGUAUAGAGCUCCAGAAAUCAUGUUAAGUUUUACUAAUUAUACUAAAGCAAUUGAUAUUUGGUCAGUUGGUUGUAUAUUAGCAGAAUUACUUGGUGGUAAACCUUUAUUCAGAGGUAAAGAUUAUGUUGAUCAAUUAAAUCAAAUUUUAUUAAUUUUAGGUACUCCAAAAGAAUCUACUUUAGUUAAAAUUGGUUCUAUCAGAGCUCAAAAUUAUGUAAGAUCUUUACCUUUCAUGAGGAAAGUAUCUUAUAGUGAAUUAUUCCCCCAAGCAAAUCCUUUAGCUUUAGAUUUAUUAGAAAAAAUGUUGACAUUAGAUCCUUUUGAAAGAAUAAAUGUCGAAGAAGCUUUAGAACAUCCAUAUUUCCAAUUAUGGCAUGAUCCUCAAGAUGAACCUGCAUGUCAAAUCAAAUUUGAUUUCAAAUCAUUCGAAGAAAUUGAUGAUAUUGAAUCUAUGAAAAAGAUUAUUGUUGACGAAGUAAAGAAUUUCCGUGAAUUCGUUAGGAAACCAAUACAAGAACAACAUCAAAUUCAACUACAAUUACAAUUACAGAAACAACAUGAACAACAAAUCGAACAGCAUAACCAACAACAGCAACAACAACAGCAACAACAGCAACAAAAUCAACAACAACAACAACAACAAAUUGAUCAACAAUAUCAAAUGGAUGAUAUGGACUUAUCCACUCCUUAUAAUGACCCUACUAAUAAACCUAAUACUAAUGCUUUCACAACAGGUGUUAACACCAAUGCCAAUGUUAAUGAUGACAUUCAAUACUAUCAAUCGAUUCCGAAACCUCAAGAAUUAGAUGAAUUCACUUUUAAUGAUAAAAACGAUAAUGGCAUUGAUCUAAAUAGUAAUGAUGAAUUAUUUAGAUUAGAAGAAGAGUUAGGUUUUGGUAUGGAUGGUAAUCUUUUCAAUAAUAUGUAG